CGGGAAUUUCGUACCGUGUACGAAUUAGGAACCAGAAAUGUCUCAAGCCACAUACGUAAAUGGAAUCCUUCAACGUAGAUGCACGUGACUCGAAAUAUAUUACCGUAUCGGGGCGUUGAUGUACAUGAAGUGCAUAUCACGUCACUAGCGAUCUAGCCCACGUAUACAUACAUAAUAUAUCCUAGCUAAUGAAUAAAUGAACGAGUUAUAGGAAAAGGUGUGGAGAGAGAGCAUCCACGAUGAACUCCCUAGUCGGUAAGCGGUGCACCAUAACGGGCGGCAGCCGAGGCAUCGGACUAGCCAUCGCCCGGCUCUUCGCCGCCGAGGGAGCAGCAUGUACUCUCAUCGGACGGAACAUGGAGAGCCUCACUAGCGCCAAGGAGUCAUUAGAGCAGAACCAUGAUACUCAGAUUCACGACAUAGCAUCGUUUGACGUUUCGUUGGUAAAUGGUUGGGAGAAGUUGAUGGCCGACACAAAAAAAGAAAAUAUCGAUAUUCUAGUCAAUGCGGCGGGUAUCUCGCAAAACUCUUUCUUGUUCAAGACUUCAACCCCAGAUAUAGACAAGCUCGUCGCUACUAAUCUCAUGGGUACUAUAUGGGGUUGCAAAAACAUCGUACCUAGGAUGAUGAGACAACGAAACGGCUGUAUCAUCAAUGUGUCUAGUCUCUUAGCCAGUCACGGGGGACGAGGAUCAACCGUCUACGCAGCAUCAAAAGCUGGUGUCGUUGGUCUAACGCGGGCGAUGGCCUGGGAGGUGGGUAGAUUUGGCAUUCGUGCGAAUGUCCUCCUUCCUGGAUAUAUCCAGACCGAUAUGACGAAAGGCAUGGAUGAAAACGGCGAGCUUUCGGCCUUAAUCCCAAUGGGGCGCCUAGGAUUGGCCGAAGAGGUGGCGGAAGCCGCAUUAUUCCUAGCCAAAUCUUCCUACGCACAUAACUGCGUCCUCAACAUUGAUGGAGGUCUGAGUGCGACGUAGGCUAUGCAUAAUUUACUCGAACAGGGGUAAUAAGCGUUCAGUCGUCGAGAAUCUCGAUAGCUCCGGUGCCAACGUCAUCAUCAAUGACGACCACGUCGUCGUGGUUGCCAUUCUUGGCCUUUUUGGCCGUUGAUGACCCUCCAUCAUCUGCUCUUAGACGCUUCUUGGGGUCUUUUGCUGAUAUCUCUCCGUCAGCAGAGCGUUUGCCAUUAGUCUGACUAACCCCGUUGCUCUCUACAGGCAAAGCCUUCUUCGGCUUGCGAGGGAUAGUCGGGACUUGGUCUUCC
Molecule: messenger RNA, 1261 nt
Organism: Annulohypoxylon truncatum
Lineage: Eukaryota; Fungi; Ascomycota; Sordariomycetes; Xylariales; Hypoxylaceae
Product: NAD(P)-binding protein
Exons: 5
Coding region: 240-974 (244 amino acids)
Molecular function (GO): oxidoreductase activity, acting on the CH-OH group of donors, NAD or NADP as acceptor
Source: RefSeq, a predicted model, not a curated record